CGCGCCGCGACCAGCGCCGACGUCGCAUCGUUUGUGAUUGUGCUCCCGCUGAGCCGACCUAUGAUAUCAUUCAUGCUAAUCUCCGCCCGUUGAUUUUCCUGCCGAGUGACCGCAGUGAGACGGCCGCGAUAUCGCGUGUGCCGAAUGUGCUCGGACGUCGCCCGUGUACUUUUCCAUCGGAUACCGAGCGCGCCCACGAAACCAGUUCGGAGUGCCGGAACGCGCCUUCGGAUGAGAUCUCCGAGUGAGCGUCUGUGACCCGCGGCCUGAGAUGCUGCGCCCGUGACCGUCUCGCGACAGUGCCACGAAACCACAUCCGAUGAUCUCGGCGAGCCACCCCGGCGAGGCGCUGGCCCAGCUGCAGCUGGGGCACCUGGGCCACCUGUACCCCGCGCCGCCGACCGCUGCGAUGACGCCCGAGUUUCUCACGCCUCCGCCGCGCCCUUAUCCGCGCUACGCCGCGCGCCGCCCGCGCGACCCUCCCGCACACCCCGCGCCUGCGCCGGUGCCCGCCCCUGCACCUCACCCUCCGCCCCCGGCGCCCUUCGCCGGCUAUGCACCCUUCCUGCCGCACGCGCCUUACGCCUACCUGUACGGCGCGCGCCCGCAGCCUCCCGCCGCCUACCCGUUGCGAGCGCGCUCCUCCUCCGGCUUCGUGCCCCCGGCGCCCGCGCCUGCGCCCGCCCCACACCGCUCGCCAGUGCCCGCGCCGCACGAACAGCCAGCGCCUGCGCCCGCACCCGUGUCAUCCUCCAUAGAGGAGGCUCCGAUGUCGCCGGAACGGGGCGCGCCUGCGCCGUACUUCUGCCGCGGCGCUAUGAUCCGGCUGGAGGACGGGUCGCUGCGGCGCGUGGAAGAAAUGCGCACGGAGGACUUCGUGAGCAGCGCGGGCCGCAGCGCGCAUCUCGCCCUCACCAAGUGCACGCUGCUGCGUCUCGAUGAGCGCGGCGACAACCUCGCACUCACACUCACCUACGAUAGGAACCGCACUCAGGUGGAGUUAGACUGGACGGUGGACAGGCCGUUCUUUGUGUACGGGCGGGGCUGGGCGUCGUGCAAGCCGGAGCGCACGCUGGCGCGGUACGGCCUGCGAGUGCAGAGGCUGCAGGUCGGCGACGUCUGCGUGUCACUGGUCGCUAAGAGCCAUACGGCUGCGAACGGCACAGUUACCAGCAAUCUGGGGGUUAACAAUGUCACCAACUGUCUACCAGCACCUCCACAGACGCAUCCAGAGAACCUCAGUGUGAAAGAGGAUGCCCGCAAACGACGCUGGUCCGCCCCCGACGUGAACGACGAUGACCGUCCACCACUCAAGAAGCGCUGAGCGCACUAUGACUUUAAAAUUGUGAAAACUUUCCCGUGCGUUCGCUCGGACUUUGCCCCGCUCUGACGAGGGGAUCGUUAAAUUCAUUAGUAAUAAAGGUGAGCCAAACUCACAUGGUAAUGUAGAUAAAUAGAUCGCCCCAGUGACUUCGCGCGCAACGAUUUAAAUCAAUUGGUAGGCCUUCAAAAUCCGUUUUCAUUCAAAGAAAUAAGUUAAUUUAUCAGAUAAUUGCGAUUAAUUUUUGAUAAGAUAGAAUUAAAAAUGACAAAAUAAUUUACAGUUUCGUUUAUUCUAUAAAUAGUAAUAGAACGAUUUAAAAUUCUAACGCAUUAAUGAGACAAAGUUUUCAGAGUUUCCCGCGUAAUUUUGACAUGUGACAGAUAAUAAUGGCCGCUAAUAUAUUUAAAUCGGUGUUCGUGUCGCGUUCGGUUCGAUGUAGUUGUGACAGCGAGCGCUGACUGUACGCUUAUGUUCUCUUGGGGAACACCAGGUGCUUAUUUCUGUCGGGUGCUUCUUUACGCGUUCGUGUAAUUAUUGUAAAUAGGUAACUUAAGUCUAUUGAAUAUUACACUCCAUGACCAAUAUUAUGUCACAAAAGUGCCGGUAAUUAUACUACGCUGAAUUCUAUUUCAAUAAUUUACAACUUUCUACUUACUACCGCUAUCAGAGCCGUUAAGCGUCCCUUAAUGACCACUUAAAAUCUCUGAGUGCGGCAGUUAGAUGCAAAUAAGUUUUUAAUCCACUAAAAACAUGUGGAUAACAAAAUCUGUAGUAAAAGUAAGUAAAAUUAAUUCAGCAGAUAAAAAAAAUAUUAUAAUAUUAGUUCUAAUAUUAACUUGAUCACAUGAAGCAUAAAUCCAAAAUAGUAACAAUAUAACAUGGGGUAUGAAAUAUCUGAAAAAGCACAAAAUAACAACGCGUUAUUUAUCAGAUCUUAAUAUUAGGUUAGAUAUUGUGAUAAUUGAGAUUUAUAUCGCCCGUCAACUGACAGCUGGCGACGGUUAAAUGUUAAAGGUACAAUGAAUGUUAGCGAAAUACCUUGGGUUUCCACAGCUAAAACACUAUGUAAAACAUAUUAUAUUCUCUUUGGAAAGACAGAGAUAACAAUGUUUUUGUAUAGAAGUUUUGUCAGUGGGAAUCUACGGUUAGCGAGUAAUGUUGGCGUGUGCUUAAACUCCAAUAGUUUAUCGGUUGCGGGUAUCCGAAUUAAUUCGUUUCACUCGAGUUAGUCCUCUCGAUUAUUUUUCGGAUUUCCCUAAUGGUUGUGACAGCGACAUAUCGUGCGCGGGUCGCACAUUAAUUUGCAAUAGUUUUUGAGUUCGGGCGUUCAUAUAUCAAUCUUAUUGAAUCCGCACAUUAUAAAAUUCAGCGAGUACUUAGUGGAACAAAUGGCUGACUCUUCUUGAGAAAUAAUUUGUUUAUAUAAUAAUGUUGUUGAUACCUAUAUUGUAAAAAAAUAUGUAAAAUGGUCAUGGUUAUUAGAUGAUAUAUCUAUUGGUUUUUUGACGUCCAUGUGUGAUACACAUAACUUUUCUAUGAGAAGAUGUAUACAUAAUAAACACACCGUCUGUGAUAUUUUGUAGGUCAGAGUAGGUAUGAAGUAUUGCUUGGAUAAACAAAUAUAUAUGUUUUUAGAAUAAUAAGUGCGUUAUUGGUAAGGAGCCGCAGUUAUAUUAUACUCGGAAACGAUACGCUGGAUAACAAAAAUUUAAUACAAAUAAAACAAGUAGCAACUGUGAUUAAUAUACAUAUAAAUCGUUACUCUGAUAACGACAAACACAUGGCCAUAUCAAUUGAGACAAAUGUAGUUAUCAUAUGUCUCUCAUUUGGAAUUGUCUUUGGUUUUUGUUAAUUAGGUAUUAAAAAUCCCAAAAAGUUAAAAACUUAUAUCAAACAGAUAUUAUUUUAAAUAACUCUUACAAUUAAAUUUAACUUAAUUCGAAUUACUUUGUUUAGAGGAGGAGGAGGUAGCUGAAUAACCUAUUACAGUGAAACCUGGUUAAGUGAGACAUCAAGGGACCUGCAAUGUCGUUUCACUUAUAGAGGUAUUCCACUUACCCAGUGUCUCAGAUAUACAGGUAUAAAUAAAUAUCUGUCUCAUUUACAGAGGGUUCAUUAAUAGAGGUGAGAAUACAGAUUAUUUCAGUUAUACAGGUGCGAUCAUUAAAUAAAAUAAUGGGUUAUGUAUUAGCAAACACUGUUCAAGUUCAGGAUAUUCUGAUAAACGUACACGUUUUAAUUUUCCUUGUCCUUCUAUGUUUACUCUGAAUUAUUCUACAAAGAGUAGAUUUUGGCACAUUAAAU
Molecule: messenger RNA, 3628 nt
Organism: Papilio machaon (common yellow swallowtail)
Lineage: Eukaryota; Metazoa; Arthropoda; Insecta; Lepidoptera; Papilionidae
Gene: Atx-1
Product: ataxin-1
Exons: 4
Coding region: 320-1324 (334 amino acids)
Biological process (GO): regulation of DNA-templated transcription
Molecular function (GO): protein binding; RNA binding
Source: RefSeq, a predicted model, not a curated record